Molecule: messenger RNA, 423 nt
Organism: Nematostella vectensis (starlet sea anemone)
Lineage: Eukaryota; Metazoa; Cnidaria; Anthozoa; Actiniaria; Edwardsiidae
Product: chromo domain-containing protein cec-1
Exons: 1
Coding region: 1-423 (140 amino acids)
Source: RefSeq, a predicted model, not a curated record
AUGCCAAGCAAAAAAGGAGCUAAAGCUGCAGAGGCUCAGCCCGAAAAGAAGGCAGAGGCGCCUGAAGAAAAGCCUGCAGAGGACUCUAAAGAUCAAGCUGUUGAAGAAAGUGAGACAAAGGACGCGAGCAAAGAUGGAGAGGGCAAUGCUGCGGACAAGCGGGCACGAGGCCGUCCUAAAAAAGCUGACGGCGAACCUGCCACCAAAAAGCCCAAGAAAGUGAAGGAGAGUCAUGUCCCUAGCCGUGCUAGUAGGCGUGUGGCGAACAUGAAAACAGGGGAGACAUUACCCGAAAUCGAAGACAAGGACCCGAUGCCCAAACCGAAGAAAACGACGACGAAGAAGAAGGCCGAGCCUAGCGAACCAGCAGAUGAUAAACAAGAUGAGCCAAAUGGCGCUGCUGAAGUUGCUGUCCAGAGUUGA